Molecule: messenger RNA, 2037 nt
Organism: Prosopis cineraria
Lineage: Eukaryota; Viridiplantae; Streptophyta; Magnoliopsida; Fabales; Fabaceae
Product: wall-associated receptor kinase-like 22
Biological process (GO): protein phosphorylation; cell surface receptor signaling pathway
Cellular component (GO): plasma membrane
Molecular function (GO): protein serine/threonine kinase activity; ATP binding
Source: RefSeq, a predicted model, not a curated record
CCCAAGUCUAAAGACAUGAAGUUUCCUUCAUUCUCCAUUCUACUACUACUCUCUGUGCUUUCUCAAUUACUUCAAUGUUGGUGCCAACAAGUAUACCUCAACCAAACUAACUUCGACUGCUCCGGCAACCGCUCGUCAGAAGGAUAUCUCUGCAACGGCCUCCAAAAGUCAUGCGCCUCCUUUGUGACUUUCAGAUCCAGACCUCCUUUUGAUACUCCUCUAGCCAUUGCUAGUCAUCUUGGCUCUGAAGCAUCUUCCAUAGCCUCCCUCAACAACAUCUCAAAUGCCAACAAAAUUCCUUUCAAUCAAAUUGUGAUAGUGCCUAUCGACUGUUCGUGUUUGGGCAAUAUCUACCAACAUGCCGCUUCUUAUGCCUUGGAGGCAGGUGACACCUAUUAUUCUGUUGUCAACAUUACUUAUCAAGACCUCGCCAUUUGUCAGAUGUUAGUACGUCGAAAUAAUUACAGUGCUGACUUUCUUCUAGUGGGUGCCCAGAUUACAGUUCCUGUGUUAUGUGCUUGUCCCACUACUAACCAGAUCUCAGAUGGGGUCUCCUCCUUGCUUGUUCACACACUUGACAAUGGGGAUUCACUAGAGUCAGCCUCACAGGCCUACGGUGUGGAUCAACAGACUCUACUGACCUCUAACCUGUUGCCUUCAAACGCAAUCAUCCCUCCCUUGACCCCUUUCUUAGUUCCACUCAAUCCCUCCUCUUGCAAGCUCAAUCCACAUAUGUUCUACUGCACUUGUUCAUUCUCCCAGAGAUACCUUUCAAACUCAAGUUACAGCACUCUCAAUUGUGAUCGUCCUCAAUCACAUCGUUUCCCCCUCAAACUGGUUGCCUCCUUAGGUGUUGGAAUUGGUUCUUCAUUUUUAUGCUUGUUUCUUUUGGGUUACAAGUUACAUCAAUACCAAAAACAAAAGCAAGAAAGAGUUCGUAAAGAAAAAUUGUUCAAGCAAAAUGGUGGCCUCUUGCUACAAGAGAAGAUGUCAUGCAAUGGAAACAGCGAGAAAGCAAAACUUUUUACAGAGGAGGAGCUGGAACGAGCAACAGAUAACUACAAUGAAAGUAGGUUUCUUGGUCAAGGUGGAUAUGGAACCGUUUAUAAAGGAAUGUUACCAGAUGGCAGCAUUGUCGCAGUUAAGAAGUCAAAAGAAAUUGUGAGAAACCAGAUCGAGACUUUCAUUAACGAAGUGGUGAUUCUAUCCCAAAUGAACCACAGGAACAUUGUCAAACUCAUGGGUUGGUGCUUAGAGACUGAGGCCCCAUUAUUAGUAUAUGAAUUUAUUCCCAAUGGAACCCUUUCUCAUCACAUCCAUAACCAGGAACUCGAAGCAAAGCUUUCAUGGGACAACCGUCUCAGAAUUGCUUGUGAGGUUGCAGGAGCACUGGCCUAUAUGCAUUCUGCAGCUUCUAUUCCCAUCUUCCAUAGAGACAUCAAAACUCCCAACAUACUAUUGGAUCACAAUUACAGUGCCAAAGUGUCUGAUUUUGGGACUUCCAGAUCAGUCCCAAAUGAUAGGACUCACUUAACCACAGUGGUGCAAGGCACUUUUGGGUACAUUGAUCCUGAAUACUUCCAGUCCGGUCAAUUCAUAGAUAAAAGUGAUGUAUACAGUUUUGGGGUCGUACUUGCAGAGCUCAUUACUGGAAGGAAACCCAUUACCUUCUCAGAAGAAAAUGAGGGUCAAAACCUUGUUGCAGAAUUCAUUUCUUUGAUGAAAAAGGAUCAAAUUUUUAAGAUUUUAGAAGCUAGAUGUGUUCACGAAGGAAGGAAAGAUGAUCUUCUUGGAAUUGCAAAUCUUGCAAAGAGAUGCUUGAGACUGAAUGGGAAGAAGAGACCCACAAUGAGAGAGGUUUCAGCAGAGCUAGAAGUAAUGAGAAAGACACAAAAUACCUUGAAAAUCAUUGAACGUUCUCUUGAGUUUCCUCAUGAUGUCAGAUCAGCUCAGCAUGGCACUACUUCUGAAUCAGACCAAGAUUUCACAGGAGAAGGCAUGUCAUUGUUUUUCCAAAAAGAUUAUAGAUCCAUCUGA